ACGUAACAUGACAUUAUUAAAAAUCGUCAAUUAUACCCAGAAAAUAUAAUUCUAGUGAAGAAUUAUUCAGUGAUUGAUGAAUGCUCCCUUUUAAAAAUAAAACAUUUUUAAAAUACAAUUUGCAGGGGCUUUUGAUUCUGUGCAACUUUUCAACAUUGUAUUGCCCAAUUAUUCUGACUUCUCUCUCUCUCUCUCUCUUUUAAAUAUCUCCAUCUUCUUUUAUUCUCAUCUGAAUAAUUCAGAUUCUUGCUCCGGUUCGAAAAGUUGUACCUUUUGAUUUCUGAGUUCUUGAUUUCGCUUUAUCGGUGUAAGAAAAGGACAUAGCAGUUGAAGUGUUGGUUGGGUGUUUGGUUCUCAAUCUCACGAGAUAACUUAGGGUUUCUUGUUGUUCCCCACAAGAAAGUUUUCUUUCUUUCUUCUUCUUGUGACUUCUUCGCCUAACCUAUUUUCCUCGAUUUAAGAAAGCAGAGGUGGGGAGACCAAAAAAAUAAAUAAAUAAAACAUCAAAGUCUCUCUCUCUUUUGUCAAACAAUGGAAGCAUCUAGUGAUGAUGAGAAGAGACCUAUGGUUGACUUGAUCAAGGACAAAAAUGGAACCGAUCAGGUUCUUCUUCAGAAUCCUAAAGGAGCUUCUGUAAAGAUUAGUUUACAUGGAGGACAAGUUCUUUCUUGGAAGACUGAGAGAGGUGAUGAAUUGUUAUUCACCAGUGCCAAGGCUAACUCAAAGCCUCCCCAUCCGGUACGAGGAGGAAUCCCUAUAUGCUUUCCUCAGUUUGGAACUCGAGGAUCACUUGAGCAGCACGGUUUUGCGAGAAACAAGAUGUGGCUUGUGGAAAAUGAUCCUCCUGCUUUACCUUCAUUCGACUCAACCGGCAAAGCCUAUGUGGAUUUGGUACUUAAGUCCUCUGAUGAAGACACAACAAGGAUCUGGCCUUACAGCUUUGAGUUUCACUUGAGAGUUUCAUUGGGAUUAGAUGGGAACCUAUCGCUGAUAUCACGAGUCAGAAACAUCAACUCAAAGCCUUUUAGCUUCUCCAUUGCUUACCACACUUACUUCUCCAUCUCCGAUAUCAGUGAAGUAAGAGUUGAAGGACUUGAAACUCUUGACUAUCUUGAUAACUUGCUUGAUAAAGAGCGGUUUACUGAGCAAGGCGAUGCAUUAACGUUUGAAUCCGAGAUCGAUAGAGUGUACUUAAACUCUAAAGACGUGGUUGCUGUUUUUGACCAUGAGAGAAAACGUACAUUCCUCAUCGAGAAAGAAGGUCUACCUGAUGUUGUGGUGUGGAAUCCAUGGGACAAGAAAGCUAAAGCACUGCCAGAUUUGGGAGAUGAAGAGUACAAACAGAUGCUUUGUGUUGAUGGAGCAGCCAUUGAGAAACCAAUCACCUUGAAACCGGGUGAAGAAUGGACCGGGAAAUUAAAUCUCUCCCUUGUCCUUUCCACCUGAAAAAACCGGUACCGGUUAUCUUCAAACCUAUUGAUUCUUCUUUGUCUCUCUUAUUAUUAUAUUUUCGGUAUAGUCUAUAGAAGAUCAUCACAGUGUGUGUGUGUGUGAUUCUUUGGCAUCAAAAUCCUGAAUAUUAAAAGGAAACCUGAGAUUUGAAAAAUGUCACCAGUUUUUUUUGGCUGUGACAAGAUCCUGGUUUUGUGCGAGAUUCAUUUAACUUGUGUUGUAUGAAGAUAGUUUGUAUUUUUGGAUUAUUUUAAUAAAGCUUUUUCGUUUUCA
Raphanus sativus (radish) is the source of this 1725-nucleotide messenger RNA. Its product is annotated as putative glucose-6-phosphate 1-epimerase. The coding region runs from base 532 to 1446 and encodes 304 amino acids. NCBI's taxonomy places the organism in Eukaryota, Viridiplantae, Streptophyta, Magnoliopsida, Brassicales, Brassicaceae. Gene Ontology annotation, biological process: carbohydrate metabolic process. The transcript has 8 exons. Gene Ontology annotation, molecular function: isomerase activity; carbohydrate binding. The record is from RefSeq and is a predicted model, not a curated record.